Messenger RNA from Acanthosepion pharaonis, 717 nucleotides. The record is from the annotation of a GenBank genome assembly. NCBI's taxonomy places the organism in Eukaryota, Metazoa, Mollusca, Cephalopoda, Sepiida, Sepiidae.
AUGAGUUUCUUAAUAUUGUUGAUCUUUUUCAAUACGGAAGAUGCGAAUAAUGAUAUACUCACUAAAGUAAUGAAUAAUCUGUAUGAGAAACUUUCUGGUAAAGUCUGGCAUCUGAAAUCGAAUCGAGACGUCUAUUCAGCAAGUGCAUCUCUACAGUUAGAAAAGAGGCCAUUUUGGAAAAAUAGGGAGCUUUCCAACAUCGACGCAAAAAUCUAUAGUUAUAGAUUUCUUCUCCUCCUUCUCCCUUUCGACUCCUCUUCUUCCCGUUUUCUUCUUCUUCUUCUUUUCCGUCUCCUCUUCCUCCCCCUUUUUCUUCUCGUCCUUCUCCCUUUUCAACUGAACCGCCUCCUUUCUUCUUCAUCUUCUCCUCUUCCUCCUCCUCCUUCUUCUUCUCUUCGCCUCCUUCUCCUCUUCUUUUCCGUCUCCUCUUCCUCCUCCUUUUUCUUCUCUCCUCCCUUUUCAACUGAACCGCCUCCUUUCUUCUUCAUCUUCUCCUCUUCCUCCUCCUCCUCCUUCUUCUUUUCUUCGCCUCCUUCCUCCUUCUCCUCUUCUUUUCCGUCUCCUCUUCCUCCUCCUUUUUCUUCUCUCCUUCUCCCUUUUCAAUUGAACCGCCUCCUUUCUUCUUCUUCUUUAUCUUCUUCUUCUUCUCCUUUUUUUCGCCUCCUUCCUCUUCUUCUCCUCCUCCUCCUUCUACUCUCACGACAUGUAAGAUCAUGA